UUUCUUCUCCGCUUCCGUGCUGCUCAGAUUCUUACAAAUCUGAUGCGGAAUAUGAUUUAAAACUGUUGGAAUUCGCAAAAUUUUAUUUAUUAGUAAGCAUGGAGGAUAUAUCUGCUCAACUCUACCAUGCUGUUAGCAAAAAUGAUCCCGCCAAAGUAGAGGAAUUACUGAACAGUGGAGCCAAUGCAAAUGAAUAUUAUUACGACAUGGAAAAUAUCAGCUCCAGUUCUAUUCUACACGUCUGCUGUGGAAAGGGGCACCUAGAGUCCGCACGAAUCUUGGUUGACAGAGGAGCGGACAUUUUGUCGCGAGACAAAUGGCGGAUGUCGCCCUUGAUACACGCCAUCAUGCCACAGUUUACAGAAAUUGUUGAAUUUCUGAUCACAAGUAACCCGGAUGUUAUUAAUAUGUGUGAUAAAUAUGGAAAAGCUCCUUUACAUUAUGCUAUAGAGUCCGACUCUGUAUCUAUCUUAGAUCUUCUUAUCCGCCAUGGUGCUGAUGUCAAUGUCGGAACAAUGAAGGGGAUUACCCCGCUGAUGCUGUUGUGUUCUACGUCAGAUCUACAGAACGAUAUAGAGAUGAUGCGACUGCUGAUAGAUCACGGAGCUCUGGUCAAUCUCCGAGACGUGGCCGCCAAACGCACCGCAUUGCAAUAUGCAGCUCUGAAGUUGAAAAUUGCCGCCGUUCAGCUUCUGUUAGAAGUCGGCUCUGACACUAACACUCUUGAUGGAGCAGGAAGGACACCAAUGACGAACGUGAUCCGCCAAUGUGUCCGAUCCGACGGAUCAAUCCAAACGGACGACUGCAUGUCAAUCAUCGUGAUGUUACUUCAAGCCGGAAGUGACCUCAAUAUGACAACAUGUGAGGAUUGUUGUCCACUAAUGGUGGCGUCGCUUUUAAAGUGUGGGUUCUUGGUUCGAUUUUUCUUAGAACACGGAGCUGAUCCGGGUAUUCGUUUUGCCUCUGGUGUUUAUCCCCUUUUAGCGGCUGUCGGUAACCGUGACAUUCCAACAAUUAAAACUCUGUUGGAGUACAACAGCCCCCUCUAUCUCCAGGGACGGGUGAUCAGACGCAGAGAGGAGUUCUACUAUAACCCCUACGAACUGGCCGUGCAUCUGGGCUGUUUUGAUAUCGUGGAACUUUUGUAUGAAUAUGGUUUUAAUUUAUCAAAGUAUCCCUACUUAGCAGACCCUUUUAAUACUAAGAAUAUCCCCAUUCCUCUUCAACAAAAUCAAACAGCUCUGACAUCAUUGCAGGAAUUGGCCUCUAAACCACUUACGUUAUUUAAGAUUAUAUCAUUAAAUAUUCGGACAUUUCUAGGAAAGGAUCUCCAUCAUAAAGUUGGAAUGUUGCCAUUACCAACAUCUUUGCAGAGAGACUUAAUAUGUCUAGCGGGGUGAAAACAAUUCACCUCACUUUAAAAUAUAAUUUGUAUUUUGCUUAUUAAUUUCAUUUAUUAAAUUCUAAAAAUCUAAUAGAUAAAA
This is a messenger RNA of Saccostrea cuccullata (small rock oyster), 1484 nucleotides long. RefSeq names its product poly [ADP-ribose] polymerase tankyrase-1-like. The transcript is spliced from 3 exons. NCBI's taxonomy places the organism in Eukaryota, Metazoa, Mollusca, Bivalvia, Ostreida, Ostreidae. The record is from RefSeq and is a predicted model, not a curated record. The coding region runs from base 99 to 1400 and encodes 433 amino acids. Gene Ontology annotation, molecular function: protein binding.